Molecule: messenger RNA, 4149 nt
Organism: Grosmannia clavigera kw1407
Lineage: Eukaryota; Fungi; Ascomycota; Sordariomycetes; Ophiostomatales; Ophiostomataceae
Product: thermotolerance protein
Exons: 5
Coding region: 1-4149 (1382 amino acids)
Biological process (GO): mRNA splicing, via spliceosome
Cellular component (GO): U2 snRNP; nucleus
Molecular function (GO): protein binding; U2 snRNA binding
Source: RefSeq, a predicted model, not a curated record
AUGGCUUUUCAGACCAAUGUGUUUCGCCACGGCGAGUGGGUGACCGAGACCGUCGAUCUACAGGCCGUCCUCAAGGCAAACUCCAAUGCCUCCGCUAAGCCGCUGCGACAGCGAGCUGCUCACCCCCCAGAGUGCGGUAUCCUUACAAGAACCGUCAUCGAAAGCCCCGUGGCCAAUUGGAUACUUCCUGUUCGCUUAAGAUCUGCACAGCAUAUGGACGUUGCUUUUAUAGGUGACCACUAUGUACAAAUCAGCGAACUGGGGGAGGAUGGUCAGCUUCGAGACAUCAUCAGGAAGACCGAUUUCGGAUCCCGCAUCAGAAAUGCCAAGGUUAUCGGACCGCCGCCAGAUAGUACUAGGGACGAUACCGAAGUCAAGAGUGACGACAUUAUGGUCAAGGUCGAGGAGGGCGCUGCUUUUUCAGACGACGAUACCGAUGUGGCUAUGAGCGAUGCUGGUGUGCCGCUACCUCCCGCCGCCUCUCCUAGUCGGUUGACACGAUUGCCUCCCCAGCAGCUCAUGAUCGUUCUGGAGUCCGGAGACUGUGUCUUUCUCUUCGUGCGACAAGGAGUCACUGGGGAGUAUGAAUUCUUCGACACUCGAGUCGACAUACCUAACAGCCAGAUCGCCCAACCCGGCUUCCACGCAGCUGUCGACCCAAGCUCCCGCUACAUGGCUUUAGCUUGUCCGGAGAAUCUGUUCGUUGUGUAUGAGCUCGAGUCAAAGUUGGAGCUGAACAGACGGUAUGCGCGUGGCGAACCUCUACGACCGAUCAAGUCAUUUCGGGCUCGAAUGGUGAAUGGUGUCAUUCACAAAAUGGAGUUUCUGUAUCCGCACCCGGACGACGACUAUCACAUCAUCCUGCUUCUCAUCAUUGUCAUGCAUGGGAAAUCAAGGAUGGUGACGUAUGAAUGGGGAGGGCGGGGCGAUGACCUGGUUUCCGUUCUUUCUGAGGCGAAACGGGGACAACCAUUACCUCCUCAACACCAGAUCCCUCUCCUAAUCAUCCCACUAACCGUCCAUUCGGCCUUUUUUGCCAUUUCGGCUCGUCGCAUCGCUGUCUGCAAGGAUGCUCUCACCUUACCAGCCGAAUUCGACGACUUCGUCAUGGACGUUCAAGAAACAUCCCGCUUUCACCACGGUUCAGGUGAACCGCUAUGGGCUGCCUGGACACGGCCCUACCGUCUUCCCACGUAUAGGACGACACGGGAUAACAUCUACCUUGCCCGCGAAGACGGUGUCGUCAUGUUUCUAGAGAUUGAUUCGGACAAUAUACUGGGUGCCUCUGUCCAGAUCGGCAAGUUUGAUUGCAAUAUUGGUACAUCAUUUUGCAGCCUGUUGGAUGACUUCAACGACAUUUUGAUCAUGGGCGGCGACUCUGGACCGGGCUCGAUUUGCCAGAUCCGUCCACGAAAACCUAACAUCCCGCUCGGCACCAUUCCGAACUGGUCUCCAGUAGUAGAUUUCGUCACGAAUGAUAAGUUCUCAGCAGCCGUUCGUCUCGUGGGAGAAGCAGGAAACAAGAUCAUCCCGUGGCAAGAUCGCCCCCUCGGCAGCUUUUCCAACCCAGACCGGAUAUUCGCUACCUCUGGCCAUGGUGUUACGGGUGCCGUCACCGAGUUCCGCUUUGGCUACCGCGCGAACAUUGGCCUGGACAUAGACUAUGAGACGCCCGUGAAACAGUCUUGGAUAUUUCCGACCCAACCUGAGAGUGCCGACCCCGAAUUUCAUCUGCUCAUGUCUUUGGUUGAUAGAACUGUGGUCUUGUACCUAUCCAGCGAUCUUGAAAAGUAUAGGGAACCGGAUGCAGACUUAACACAGUACGACUUAUCAACCAGGACAGUGGCUGCUGCUCAGAUGUAUGAAGAUGCCGUCGUGCAAGUGUCAGAAAAGUACCUGGUGUUUAUUAGCCCAAUGACAAGUGUACGCCGGCUACAUGCCGACAUAUUUCAAGACUCCCAGGUCACCGUUGUGGACGCUUUCAUACAAGGGAAUCUUGUCGCCGUCUCCACAAACGUCGGAGUUGUUUUCCGCUUGUACAUUGUGCAGCUCGAUGCUAGCGGAACAAUCAAGACUGCGAAAUCAUAUGGACAAAUGGGCGAGGUGACAUGCCUGUGUCUGGCAACGGUAGAAGGCUCGCCCUACCUUGUGGCCGGCCUUCUGAAAGACAGCCAUCCGUCUCUAGUCCUUUACAAUGUUGGCGCCGAGGGCGAAAGCGCCCUCUGUGUCGUCGAUGUAAACUCUACUGAAAUUAGCAAGCUACGGUGUGGGGGACAGGAGGAUGCUGCUCGUUAUCCUUCGCUGGAGCCACUGACAAGUGUCUUGCUCAAAAAAUCCGAAGAUGGCUCGAUGGCGAUUGUGUUUGGUACAAGGGGAGGAGACAUGGUCGCCUUGACCAUUGGGUUGGCUGGCAGUGUCUUGGCGGCUAACUCGGAAAAACUGGGCCGUACGGCAACCCAUGUUGUCUCGGUCGAAGACCCAAACCUGAAGACGGCUACACUUGCUGUUUGUGAUGGUCGGCUUUCCCUUAUGUCUGAUUUCGAUGCGCGCCGGGCUUCUUUUCGGUCAAUGCACACGGUCUGGCUUGAGGACGCAUCCGACACCAGCAAGGAAUCGCCCUUUGUCAGCGCCGCCUCUGUUCUUCAGAAAAGCCUGCCAGGACACCAAAGCAAGACCCAGCUGACGUUGACGGCCAAAACUAGAGUUUUGUUGGUGGAAUUGCACACGCAACCUAGGCCGGUGCACCGCAGUCUACCAGUGAUGGGAACACCCUUGAAGGUCAUCUACUCUUGCAUGCUGGACUGCCUCAUCGUGGCACUGAAAACAUUGGACGACAAGCCGACGCUUCAAUUUCUGGACCCGGACACGGGGGAAGACCUGUCCUUCCCGACGGACAAGUACAAUGAGCCGGUCGAGUUCGUGUCAGGGCUGGGAAAGACUGGAGAUCACAUUUUGGGGUUGGACGAAUGGCAGUACGAGCGGAAUGGUGACAAGUGGCUGUUUCUUUUGGUUUCCACUAAGGGCGGUCGCCUUCUCGUGCUGUCGACAGUGCCAGUUGCCAAGAACCAGGAAGGACGCCGCCAGAAGAUUAGAUAUUGGACGCGGUAUAAAAGAUCCACCGCUACAGAACCGAUCUAUUCUGUCGUGGGUUGGAACAACAACGUCUUCUACUGCAUGGGCUCUACGCUCUACUGGGAUCAACUCGACGUGGAGGACCGGAGAUUGAGGACACAAGGGACCUUUGAGCUCGCUUCGUCCGCAACCAGCUUAAGAAUCCUGAACGGAAGGAUCGUUGCGUUGACAGAGCGCGACUCGGUGGAGAUAAUCAGCAUGACAGGGGAGAAUCCAGGCGAAAUGACGCUUCACCACGCCGACUCGGAGUCACGGACGGCGGUGCAUAUGAUUGAGAUCGGAGACAAAACGGCCGAUGGAUCUGGGGCGUCGGCGGUACUUUUAUCGAACCGAAGCUGUGGAGUGGCCGGACUGUUCAUUCCUUGGCAGCAGCCGGGGAGAGACUGUGAGGUGAUUCUGGAAGCAGAACUGCCGGCAUCGAUUCGAAAACUUGCACGCGGGCGAACACGGCCGGUCUGGCAACAGGCACGGCGCGACGUCCGGUAUGGACUGCUACCCAGCACGCUGGACGGGGCAGAGAUCUUGGGAAUGUGUAUCGACGGCUCGCUGCAGCACUUUACUCUUCUCAGCAUUCCGAUUUGGCGAAUACUUCGGCUGAUCCAGAACCUGGCAUUCACCACCCCUACGCUCUACCCCUUUUUGUACGAGGUGCCGGGGCCCGAUUUUGACGAAGAACCAGAGGUGGACCAGUCGUAUGGCAUGCAGAUCGACGGAGACAUGUUGCAGAGGUGUCUGGACAAGCGAGCGCUCGAGGAGCUGUUUUCAAGCGCAUCGCGCACAAAUCGGCUGUUUGAGUUGCUCGAACAGCUCGAUAAUGGGCGAUGGACAGCCGCGAUUGGGAAGAGCUCUGAAGGCCGGGAAGAAGACCGGGAAACAGAGCCAGGUAUGGAGGACGGAGAAGAAGGCGACUGCGCCGACGAAGGGGAUGCCAAGAGGAAGAAGAAAGAGGAGAAAAAAAGCAGCUAUCUGGCUCUUCUCUAUGACAUUUUGGAGUACUACCUGGCCCCGGUGCUUUGA